This is a messenger RNA of Penicillium angulare, 585 nucleotides long. RefSeq names its product peptide chain release factor family protein. The record is from RefSeq and is a predicted model, not a curated record. Gene Ontology annotation, molecular function: translation release factor activity. The transcript is spliced from 2 exons. Gene Ontology annotation, cellular component: mitochondrion. NCBI's taxonomy places the organism in Eukaryota, Fungi, Ascomycota, Eurotiomycetes, Eurotiales, Aspergillaceae. Gene Ontology annotation, biological process: translational termination. The coding region runs from base 1 to 585 and encodes 194 amino acids.
AUGCUUCGUUCAUUACCUCGACAGAGGGUCUUUCAGGCCCUCCAAUCACUCAAGAACCAUAAAAACCCAUUAAUCCAAGUACAACAACAUCAAACUUUCACAACAACCCCGUCCCUACCCGAAAAACCCCUCCCGCCACGGCUAAAAUUCGAUGAUGGCGACUUAAUGAUUUCCUAUCUCAAGGGUACCGGACCCGGCGGACAGAAGAUUAAUAAAACCAACUCCGCUGUCCAGAUCACUCACAAACCCUCCGGCGUUGUUGUUAAGUGUCAAGCUACACGCUCUCGAUCUCAGAAUGCGAAAAUAGCGCGCGCGUUGUUGGCUGAUAGGGUUGAGGAGCGUGAAAAGGGUGACCAGAGUCGUGUUGCUCUAAAGGCGGCGGCAGCGCGGAAGAAGAAAUCCAGUUCAUUGAAGAAGACGAGGAGGAAAUAUCGAAAUUUAGAGAAAGAUGGUGCAGAACUGGCACCGGGUGAAAUGGGAGCGGAGGAGGAAGGGGAGCAGUUCCAGAGAGAAGAGCCACUGGGGGCUCAAUUGGAUAGCUCGGGUAAAGUUGAUAUUGAUAGUAAGGGGCCUUCAUCUUCGUGA